UGGGGGAUAUCGGUCAGUUACGUCCCUUGAUUCGGCAGGUGCUCGAUAGGUGGCGCUGUUGUUGAUUUGGUCCCUGUCCACUUCCGUGUUGGAUAAGAAAAAACAAACUUCGAGAUUAACAUAAUACAGAUUAUUUGAUUAAAAGUUGAUGAAAUGGCUUCGCAGUUUAGCUCUCUUUCAUUAGGGCAGCUCAGGACUGAAUUACGUAAACGUAAUGCUAAACUUUCUGGACGAAAGAAGGAGUUAAUAGAAAGAUUGGAGGCUUAUGAAAGGAACAACAACUUCAACCAGAAUGAUGAUCUCCUUCCUGAAUUUUGUAUGGACUUGCCAAAGGUCACUGGUUACAAAGACGUGCACAGCGAGGUUGAGAUGCCACCUAUCACAUAUGAGCAUGGAUGUGAAUUUCUGCAACAGUUCAAUGUAGAAUUUGAUCAGACGGUUUCCGAUUUAUACAAUGACAAAUUUCUUCUGUAUCUAAGAGUGUGCAAAGUGAAAGACCUUUAUUUUGUAAAGAGUGCAUGUCAUGCAGAAAUGAAAAAGAACAUCACAUACAUAGUUGACAUUUCUGUGAAACCAAAUGGUCGUGUUUUUGAAACUCAGUGUGAAUGUGGAGCUGGUGAAGGUCCUUUAGGCCAUUGUAAACAUAUUAAAACUGUUCUCUUUGCCUGUUGUCGUUUUGUGAAAACAAAGGAACUAAAAGUGGAACUGUCCUGUACAGAAAAAUUGAUGUCAUUUCACAAGACAAAAAAACAUAAAGGUUCACCUUUAAAAGCUAGAAACUUAAAUGUAGCUGGAGCAGAUGCAGUAUCUAACUUUCAAGAUUUUGACCCCAGACCACAAAAAUACAGAAAUGCUGAAGAAUAUAAAGACUAUUUCUAUAAUACAUGUAUGAAUUUUAAAGGAAUUUCAAUGACUCCAAUUUUUCAGACAUUCCCUCCAGCUAAUGUAAGGGCUUAUGCCCAUGACCAUGAUUAUUUAGCACUCACCCAGGAGGACAUUCUGCUGAAUGCAAUGAAAGUGAAUCAAAUAACUGAACAGGAUUACAAAAACAUUGAGGAAAUAACUCGUGGUCAGAACACAAAUGAACGUUGGAUUGAGGAAAGAGGAAAACGACUUCAGUCUUCCAAUUUCUACAGAAUUUGUACGGCCACGGAAAGAACUGAUCUUAAUAAAUUGGCCGAGUCUAUGGUGCUUGGUAAAAGCAUCAAGACGAACGAAGCGAUGCGACAUGGCCAUAAGCACGAAAGAGAGGCUAUUCAGCGUUUUGAGGCAGAUUGUAACAUAAAAGUUGUUAACUGUGGAAUUUUUGUUUCUAAAAUAUUACCAUUUAUUGGUGCAUCCCCAGACGGAAUUGUCAGUGACAAAGUUAUUUGUGAGGUUAAAUGUCCGUUCUCUGCACGAGAAAAAGAAAUUUCCCCUUUAACUGUGCCAUACUUAAAAAUUAAAGACAAUGCCCUCACUCUUAGUCCUACACACCCCUACUAUUAUCAAAUUCAAGGACAGCUGUAUUGUUCAGAAAGAGAGUUCUGUUAUUUGAUUAUAUAUACAUUGACAGACAUAAAAUAUAUCAAAAUUGAGAGGGACAGUGAAUUUAUUGCUAAAAUGUUGGACAAACUUAAGUAUUUUUAUGAACAUCAUUUCAAAGCUGUACUUUUGAGAAAGUAUUUGUACAAGGACUAUUAGACUGUUAAGAGUUCAAAGGUUAAAGUCAUGAACACAUUUAAGUGUCAGUGGUAAUGGUGAUUGUAAGUUUAACUGACAGUGUUCAACUGUUGAAGAUGUACAAAUGAUGCUUUAUUUUUUAAUGUGAUUAACAUGUGUUGAUCUCUACCCUCAAGGAGCUGAAUGAUUUAAAUUCCAUAUCACAAAACUGUGUUUUCAUUAUUGAUAUGUAAAAUGUAAAUGCACUCACUGUAUGUAAAUUUACACACUGUAUGUAUAUGCACUCACUGUACAUAUUUGCUAUUUUUAUUCAACUGUUUUGUUCAAAAUUAAACUAUUUUCACCA
This is a messenger RNA of Ruditapes philippinarum (Manila clam), 2008 nucleotides long. RefSeq lists its product as uncharacterized. The record is from RefSeq and is a predicted model, not a curated record. The coding region runs from base 154 to 1683 and encodes 509 amino acids. Lineage: Eukaryota; Metazoa; Mollusca; Bivalvia; Venerida; Veneridae. Gene Ontology annotation, molecular function: zinc ion binding. The transcript has 2 exons.